AUGACCUCAUCGAAAAAACACUGCAAGGAAAAAAUUGCACGUCGCAAAGAGGAGAAGCCAGAGGAACCAGAAACACCGAAAUAUAGGGACCGAGCAAAGGAGCGAAGAGAAGAUCAAAAUCCCGAUUAUGAACCGAACGAAUUGGGGUCUUUUCACGCGGUUGCUCCACCGGGAACUGUUGAUGUCAGGUCAGCAGCUGAUGCGCAUAAGAUUUCUAUCGAGAAGAGCAAGUACCUCGGAGGUGAUGUGGAGCAUACGCAUUUGGUGAAAGGACUCGAUUAUGCUUUGCUUAAUAAGGUGAGAAGUGAGAUUGAUAAGAAGCCAGAUUCGGCCGAAGAUGCUGAUGGGAAGUCUAGAGCAUCCAAGGAAGAGCAAAAAAUUUCUUUUCGGACUGCAACUGCAAAGUCAGUCUAUCAAUGGAUAGUCAAACCGCAAACCAUUAUCAAGACAAAUGAGAUGUUUCUUCCUGGUCGAAUGGCUUUUAUUUUUAACAUGGAAGGUGGAUACUCUCAUGAUAUUCCAACCACAUUGCAAAGAAGCAAAGCUGACUGUCCAGUGCCAGAGGAAAUGGUUACUGUCAGCGUUGAUGAGUCUGUGCUUGAUCGAAUUGCUAAAAUUAUGUCAUAUCUUCGCCUUGGAUCUUCUGGGAAGGUUCUCAAGAAGAAAAAGAAGGAUAAAGACACAAAAGGAAAGGUUUCAGUUGUUGGCAAUGAAUAUGAUGAACAUGAUAAACCUUCAAAACCUAAUGGUGGCAUGUUGAACAACAAAACUGAAAGGGAGAUUUUGCCACCACCUCCCAAAAGAAAUCUGCCUGAUUCUCAUGAGAAGCAGCAACCUGCUGUUGCUAGGGAAGAAGAGAGUGACAUAUUUGUUGGGGAUGGCAUUGACUAUGAAGUUCCUGGAAAAGACAUGAUGCAAAGCCCUAUUUCAGAGGAUAUGGAGGAAUCUCCUCGAAACAAGGAAAGAGCAUCCUAUUUCAGUGAACCAGCUUAUGGUCCAGUGCCUCCCUCUGCGCCAUCUCAUGAAUGGCAAGACAUGAAUGGAUAUGAUGUCACCCAUGCUCAAGCACUGGCUGCUGGCUACCAGGGAGAGUGGCAGGAUUAUCAAUAUGCUGAGCAAUUGGCAUAUCCUGAACAGUACAUCCAGCAAACAAUGCAGGCAUAUGACAUGCAAGCUGCUUCUAACAUUCCACUGGAUCCACACUUCAUGACUCAAGAAGAGAAGGAUCGGGGUUUAGGGUCUGUGUUUAAGCGGGAUGAUCAGAGGCUUCAACAACUGAGGGAGAAAGAUGCCAGAGAAAAGGAUCCCAACUUCAUCUCUGAUAGUUACUCAGAAUGUUACCCUGCAUAUCAACAUUAUACUCGUGAGGUCAUGGACAGUGAUGAUGAAGAUGACUUGUCGAAAAUGGACAUGGGCGGUCGGGCAAAAGGUCGACUUCAUCGAUGGGACUUUGAUACAGAAGACGACUGGGCAAAAUACAAUGAGCAGAAGGAAGCAAUGCCAAAGGCUGCAUUCCAGUUUGGUGUCAAGAUGCAAGAUGGUCGGAAGACAAGAAAGCAAAACAAGGACCAGAAGCUUAAUAAUGAGUUGCACCAGAUAAAUAAGAUACUUGCCAGAAAGAAUAUGGAGAAGGAGAACGGUGAUGGUGGCCAUUAUGAUGAUGACACACCUUCUGGGAAGAAGCAACGACUAUGA
This is a messenger RNA of Dovyalis caffra, 1695 nucleotides long. The record is from the annotation of a GenBank genome assembly. NCBI's taxonomy places the organism in Eukaryota, Viridiplantae, Streptophyta, Magnoliopsida, Malpighiales, Salicaceae.